GAGCUCGCGCAGUGCUCAGAAUCACUUCUCUUAUUUUGAAUUAACCGACCGUUACAUUCAGUUAACGAAGGAGCUGAACGUUAAACUGACGUCGUGAAUUAACGGGAGGAGAAUGUCAACAGCCGGAAUCAUUAUUUCCCAGGUACAUCUGGAUGAAGAUUUCCCCUUUUGUUGUGACAGAGUUUGGUCUUCAAGUUAAGACUGUCUAAAGGAAAACCUCCACAAUAUUUGACUCAUAAAAUCAUCAACAACUCAAGGACUGCAUGAGAGAAACGUAAGACGUACACCUCAAACGACUGGCAGUGUGUAAAACAAGAAGGUCCUAAAGGAUCCAAAACAGACAACCAACAUCUCAGUAAAGAGAACUGAAAAGCUGGUAGACCCUUUAACUUUCCCCCAAAAGCUCAGUGCUUUUACUGAACAUGUGUCAUAACAGGAGGUCAGCAUAUAAGCAAAGAUGAACCCUUACGUCACGUCACACUUCAGGAGGGAUCUCUUUCCCCAUUUCCAUUUGUUGUAGACUUUUGUCAACCCUGCUGUUACUGGGUGAAUGAAAUGGCUUCUUCUAUACUUGUACAGUCAUAGCAGUAGCUCUUGUCUGUUGUUUUUCAGUCCUCUUUGUACUCACCAGAGUGCAGGGUUUGAUUGUGUCUACUGUUUCAAAGAGGAUAUGGAUACUCUGUAUUCUUGUCAGCAUUCAGAAUUCAGAGUUCUCGGAAAAUGUAUGGACAAGGUAGCCUUUUGUGAUCUGGUUCAAACACAGAUGAUGAGUAAGAGACCCCGAUCCACAAACCCAGUUACACUCUCAGCCACUUAAUUCUCAGCACUUUUCAGCUCCUUUCCCAUUGAUCUAUCUACUUUGGCAUCUGACGUCCAGGAAUACAUAGAAAACUUUCCCAGGCGUAGGAGCUUUCUCAGCCGUAAUGCUGAGCUGUAAUGAGGGGUUGUGAAACUGAAGAGCACUUUGAUCGUAAGAAUUGGCAUGUUUUUUGUUUUUUUUUACUUUUUUGACUGCAUGUCGGGAAUGUUUUUAUCAUAUUGUCAUGUUUUAAGUUAAUUAAGCGCAUUUGUUUGUCCUUGUCUGGCUGCAUCUUGUCACAAUAUAUUUUAGAGGAAACCCUGUAGUGAACUGUUUAGCUUUUACAUGUUUCCAUCUCCAUGCUACUUCUCCAUCAUUGUGUAGGUUUUAUCAUUCAAUGCCUGCUCGAGACCUCUCCUUUUAUUGUUUAGAAUUGAACAGAGCCAAUCCUGCAUGUUUUUGCAAUGUCUGUUGAGCUCAUUCCAGCCCUACCGCUCCUUGUCAGAAGAAUUCUUGCAAAUUAACACAAAUAGACUCCUUGGGCUACUACUGACAUCCGUUUUUUUCAGCUCACCUCACUCAGUGAGUAUGCUUUAAGGACAGUGGUUGUUGAUGAACGCACCUGUGGACCUACUUCAAGAAAUCCCACUCUGUUUCACUGGAAUGAUAGACUCUAUUGGGAGACAUCAUUUCAAGUUGAAGGAAGUAAGUGACUGAUCAGUGGCCUUGGAGGGAAUUAUCCUCUGGUUAACUUUGGCCACUAUGGACUUGCAAUUAUCUCUUCAUUAAGAACGACUGAAAGACUGACUUUGUUAGCACCACACAGUUAUUUGACUGUGCAAAGGUGCUUAAUUGCCACAUCAACAAUCAAAUCAAGUCUCUUUGAGGAAUACGGAAAUACUGUGCACCAUUAGAGAGAGGGGACUUUUUAGUACAUGAUGGGAGCGGCACGUGUGAAACGCCGCUUCAGUGCUGUGGUGGAUGGGCCAGUUGAGGAGGAGGAGGUCAUGAGGCUGGCACAGAGUGCUGCAGAUACGGCUAGGGCAGGGGGGAGUCCAACGGGGUCAGGGACCCCAACCAGCCCCUCCCCGACCCAUGCCCUGAAUGGCAAACCUCUACCUCUCCAGAGCAACACCAACAAUGCACGGAGGCAGAGUGCCAUUGGAGAGUCAGUUGGGGGAGACGCAGGAGAAGGCGGGGUGAGAGCAGGAGGAAUGUGCUCAGGGCUAAGAGGCAGUAGUGUAGGAGGAAGAGGAAAAGGCCAUUCAUCCUCGGACCAGGAAUCACUCUCUUCCCCCGUCACUACCAACCGCCGGCGCACCAGGCGCUCAAGCCGCCGGCCCCGUCAGCGCUUUGUGGGCAAGGACGGACGCUGCAACGUCACCUUCGUCAACAUGAGCGAGAGGGGCCAGCGCUACCUUAGCGACCUCUUCACCACCUGUGUGGACAUCCGCUGGCGCUGGAUGCUGGUCAUCUUCACCCUCUCCUUCCUUCUCUCCUGGCUGCUCUUUGGAUUUGCCUUCUGGCUCAUUGCCUCCUUGCAUGGGGACCUCUCCAUUCGGCUCACCCCCAGCUCGGGUUCCUCUCCAGGUUCCGGGGAGGCGGGGUCUGGAGGAGAGUCUGAUAGAGAGGCAGUGGUUGAGGAGCCGUGCUUCCUUCAGGUGAACAGCUUCAUGGCGGCCUUUCUAUUCUCCUUGGAGACGCAGACAUCUAUCGGUUACGGUUUCAGAAGCGUGACCGAAGAAUGUCCCCUGGCGGUGGUGGCGGUCGUUUUGCAGUGCAUUGUGGGCUGCAUUAUUGACGCCUUCAUCAUCGGGGCAGUUAUGGCAAAGAUUGCCAAGCCCAAGAAGCGCAACGAGACACUGGUGUUCUCUGACACAGCUGUGGUGGCGCUGAGGGAUGGGAAACUCUGCAUGAUGUGGAGGGUCGGAAACCUACGCAAGAGCCACCUGGUAGAGGCACAUGUUCGAGCACAGCUACUGAAGCCAAGGGUAACCGAAGAGGGGGAGUUCCUCCCGCUGGACAACAUGGACAUCAACGUGGGAUUUGACACUGGCACGGACCGCAUCUUCUUGGUCUCGCCAGUGACAAUUGUCCAUGAGAUCAACGACGAGUCACCCUUCUUUGAGAUCGACCAAAAGACCCUGGAGAAUGACUCUGAAUUGGAGGUAGUGGUCAUACUCGAGGGCAUGGUGGAGGCCACAGCCAUGACCACACAGUGCCGUAGCUCCUAUCUGGCUUCUGAGAUCCUCUGGGGACACCGCUUCGAACCAGUGCUCUUCGAGAGGAAAGACUGCUACCAGGUGGACUACUCGUUCUUCCAUCGAACAUACAAAAUCCCGACGACACCUUCAUGCAGUGCUAAAGAGCUGGCCGAGCAGAAGUACAUUCAAAGCUCACGCUCAUCAUUCUGCUAUGAGAACGAAGUUGCUCUGCAGCUCGUCUCUCCUGAUGAUGAGCCUGACCAAGACCCUGAGUGUCCCUCUCCAGUGACCCGAAGGCAAUCCCUGGCAGAACAUCUCCACUACAACUGAACCUGUGGGAUAGAAAGCCUUAAGGGAAAAAAGACAAGAGCUUGACCCAGAGGUUUAGAGGAAGAAUAGGCACAAAGAGAGGGUUAGACCAGGUAGGAAUGGGCAGACCAAGAGAGACAGGAUUAAAGAUACAUAGCACCAGUGCCAGAAUAGAGGACAGGAAGGAACACUGUUAACAAUGACUGGACAGAACAGAAAGGACAGAAUAGCAAGUGAAGAGAUCCAUUAGAACUUUUACAAGUUUUAAAGAUUUAGAUAAGUAGCACUUCACAGAUUACUGUAGACUGCACAGGGAAAGGAAAUGAACAGAUUGAAAGACAGUGGGAGGUUAUGGAGAGAAGAGUUACUACACUGGCUUAGUUGUCUGAUUGGUCCUGGCAAUCUUUCAGGAUCUUUGAAAACUUGUCUGCUAAGUCUCACAUCUGGCCCGUCACUACCACAACACGCCCAUCUGGCUCCAAUGCCUGAGUGGCAGAACAUGCAACAACACCCCAUGGUGGUUCUACCAUGCAACUGCACCUCCAGUUUUAUUACCUGUGGACAUCUUUGACCUCUUUUUGAGGUGGCUUCUGUAUGAAGUGAAUGGAAGUGUAUCUUCUGAGGUACAACUCAGGAAUGUAUUCCACUAUGCUGACUUAUCAUUUUACUGUUUUAUUUUGGUAUGGUAAGUAUGGAUAGUGCACUGUUGAGAAUGUAGUUGGGUUUUAGGCUAGGCUACUUGUAGAGCCAAGGCAGAGCAACGGUAACAUGGAGAAACGGCUGAAAACUAGCAGCAGUUUUGAGCAGUUUCUUUUCCAUGUUAUGUACUCUAUGUUGUUUGUUUUUUGGCUAUAUUUUUCUAUGUGUCAUGCAAAAAAAAUGUUGACUGAUUGUAACAUUUGCUUCAUUUAAUCUUAGAUUUUGUGUUGAGUCGAAUGGCAUGUGGUCUGAGGAAGCAUUGUAGUGUAAGUCAGACUACUGCAGUGGUACAAAAUGACAGACGAUGGCUGUGUCCGUACUAGUUGCACUGCUAUCCACAACAUCCUCUCAUGUCCUAAAAUCAACCACACUGUAUUGUUUUGUUCUGUUAAGUUUGGAUCGUAGUACUUAGCGACCAAGCUAUGGCAUUAUAAUCUUUUAAGUGUCUUGGCACUUGGAAGACCCUCUGAUGGUUUGGACUGAAUCCAAGUUUAAAGGGGUUGCUCUCAUUGACUCUGUAAAUACACAGGAGGCCUCAAGUGACCUCCAACAUCACUACAACAUAACUCAGUGGAAGAGGUGUUGUGACGAUGGUGAUGAUGGCUUGCCGUCUCUCCACCUUUGAGAAUAAACCAUUUGACUGACAUCUGCACAAGUGGAUGUGGAUUGGACUGGAAACUACACCACAUUCAUAGUCAAUAAGUCAGUAUUUUUGUGCCCAUAAAAUCAUGUGACACCCUACUUUAAUUCUGAUGUGUUACAGUUGGUUUUUCUCGCAGAUUGUGAGAACAGUGUGGUGAGUGGUGCCUUCAUAACAAACCAGAGAUUUUGGCCCUUCAUCUGCAGCAGUUAAUUUCAUGUUUGAAAUGUGCUUAAAGCUUAUUUUUAUCGUGUGUAUUUGCAUACUGCUGCUUAUGCAAGAGUGUUUUUUCACUUUAACAUUUGCAGGAUGUUCUAAGUAGGCAAAAAUGUCUAAGCUGUGAAUCUGCUCGGUAACUGCGUCGUCUCAAUAUGACCAUGCACUGAUAACGUAAAGAGGCAUUUAGCUGUAUUGUGUUAUAGACCAUGUUGUAGUUGCACUUUGUAAUUAUAUUACAGAGCACUUGGAUUGUUAAUUUAAGACCCUGUAGUGAUUUACAGUAAAUUAUGCCACCUGAGUGUUUAAGUGUUUCACUACAGAAAGUGUUGGUAAAGGUAACGCAGUGUCAGGAAUGCAACAUGAUAUUAAGUGUUGACCAAUAAUCAGCCCGUCCAACGCACAUCCUGGGAACCUUUUCUUUGUACUUUGCACUAAAGUAGUAUAUGAAGAUUGAUAUCACUAAUUAAGCUCUACAACAGCACAGUAGUGUUGCUGGAUCAGCACAUGUUUAACCUCAAUCCAUCAGUCGCAGUGUUUCAAUUCAGUUUUUGAAAGAUUUUUUUUAUAGUUACCUCGAGGUGAGGUAAGGUAUUGAUAACAUAUUAUCUGUUACAAUUAGUGUUCCUGCUGUUUAAUGUUUGUGUCCUCCUUUGCACUUCUCCUUUGUGACUGCCAUGUUCUAUUUAUAGGCUGCGUGGUGGGUCAUGUCUUUCACCCUGCCUCCACUUGUAACUUGAACUUACUGCACCAUCACUUUAACUAUGAAGGCGCUUUUUAAAAACCCCAGAAAGAAAUAGACACAUUAUUUGGUCAUUUCACUGGCUGCUUAGGAAUCACUUCUCACAGUACACACAUUUUUAAUUGUAGGUAUUUAUAAUACACAUUGUGUAAAAUACAUAGUAUACUGUCAUACAUUUUUAAUAAAUGAGUGAGAUGAAAACAAUAAAAGCUGUACUACCUUUCCAAGGUUAUUUUUCUAAAGAGAUAGGGAAACUUCUCUGCUCCAACACUGAAAUGUAAUUUAAGAGCUGCCUCAGGCACAGAGCAGCUCCAAAUGAAGCUGAACUGUGUUGUAGAGCAAAUAAAACACUGGAAUGGAAUUGUAAUUAUUGGUUGCUUCUUUCUUUAUUCUCCCUGUAGCUCAGGAGACAAGCCUACUGCCCAUUUUAAAAAUGUCACAGAUGGCAAGUGUUGUUUAUCACUGCUCUCACAGUCUCAGCUGCAUUUACAUUAAACUGCUAUGAUUAGAUUUUUAACAAAAUGCAAAAGAUAAGGGGAUGCAGAUUGUGCUUGUAAUGUCCUCAUAGAGAUUAAUGUUUAUAGAUACACAUCAAAUGAUCAAACCCUGUUUUGUCACAGAACUUUUGUUUUUCCUGUGCAAUGUCCAUAACUUGAUAUUUUCAAGGAACCUAGACCUUAAGCAAACUAUUUAUUUUUUUUAACAGGAAAAAGUGGAAGAAUGUGGAAACUGUGAUGUUAAUAAAA
Molecule: messenger RNA, 6355 nt
Organism: Epinephelus lanceolatus (giant grouper)
Lineage: Eukaryota; Metazoa; Chordata; Actinopteri; Perciformes; Serranidae
Source: RefSeq, a predicted model, not a curated record